This is a messenger RNA of Oncorhynchus mykiss (rainbow trout), 2928 nucleotides long. The record is from RefSeq and is a predicted model, not a curated record. NCBI's taxonomy places the organism in Eukaryota, Metazoa, Chordata, Actinopteri, Salmoniformes, Salmonidae.
AGCUGAAGGAAUAGGUGAUGAAGAGAGGACGCCAUUUUACACCAUUGGGAUACGGUCAUAGAUCUGCCAGUUUUUCCUUACAACUAUGUGGGGACGGACCACCUGGUUCUAACCGGGUUUACGGCCAAUUUGCAGAAUAUGCCUCAUGCUCCUCGGUAGUCCAAAACCUGGGCGGACCGCGUUAAGAUCAACGUGGUUUCCCCAAAUCAGCGCAGUUUCUAUCUGCAGCUGCAGGAAGCAUAAAGGACAUAGAAAGGCAAGACAGCCAGCCCGAGGCCCGUCUCUACUACCAUGCAGCGGCCGGGUGGUCGCCAUCGCCACAAUGGCCACUCUCUGCUCCGCAAUAACAAUUCCAUGAUCUCAUACAUCGCUUCUCCUUCACCGCGCGCUUCCACCACGGGCGCCUAUGCGGAAUACUCCACCAACAACAACAGGCCGAUAAAGCCCGAGCUCGUCUGCAAAUGGACGGACCACGAGCACCGUGACCGAACUUCAAAACAAAGGAUAUGCGACCAAACUUUCAGCUCCAUGCACGAGCUGGUGGACCACGUAAGCACCGAGCACGUCGCUGGGCUCGAGCCCCUGAGCCAUGUUUGUAUGUGGGAAGAAUGCCUGAGAGAAGGAAAGGCGUUUAAAGCCAAAUAUAAACUGAUAAACCACAUCAGGGUACACACUGGGGAGAAACCGUUCUCCUGCACUUUCCCAGACUGCGGGAAAGUGUUUGCUCGGUCGGAAAACCUCAAGAUUCACACGCGCACGCACACAGGUGAGAAGCCAUUUCAGUGUGAGUUCCCCGGCUGCCUGCGGAAAUUCGCCAACAGUAGUGACCGUAAGAAGCACUCGCAGGUUCACACCAGCGCCAAACCGUACGACUGCAAGUCCCACGGCUGCUUCAAGUCCUACACGCACCCCAGCUCCCUCAGAAAACACAUGAAGAUCCACCUCAACGCACUCAAGUCCUCUCCUACCUCCGAACCCAUAGACCUGUCGUUCACAGGGAUUCUUGGGAAACGUAGUUCCCGGGAUUACGUAGCUUCACGGACUAACUGCUCGUCCUCCAGACUCUCGCUGGCUCCGACGGUGUCCAACAUGAAGGAGUGGUACGUGUGUACCAGGACCACAGGUCAGGGACAGAACUACCUCCAACUCACAGCAGACCAGAUCAAGUCAGAACCGUGCGGUGCUGAUGAGGAGUAUUAUAACCCCACGUAGCAGGAGGCUUUGCAUUAGGGACCGUGUCCACUACAAUGGAUCCUAAACACUAAGUAUCAAUAUGGCCAUGUGAUUAUUUAAAACUCUUAUUAUUAUUAUUAUUAUUAUUUUAACCUUUUAUUUAACUAGGCUAGUCAGUUAAGGACGAAUUCUUAUUUACAAUGACGGCCUACCCCCGGCCCAAACCCGGACGACACUGGGCCAAUUGUGCGCCGCCCUAGGGGACUCCCAAUCACGGGCGGAUAUGAUACAGCCUGGAUUCGAACCAGGGACUGUAGUGACACAACUCCAUGCACUGAGAUGCAGUGCCUUAGACGGCUGCGCCACUCGGGAGCGAUGAGCACAGCACACUUCCCCUGUCAAUAUGGAGAUGGACAGAUGUAAUGGAGACUUACUGUAUGUGUGAAUGUCUGGGCCAGUGUUCAUAAUGAAGUGCCGUGUAAGAGUGCUGAUCUGGGAUCAGGUUAGCCUUUUAGAUCAUAAUGAAUACUAGAGAGAGGACCAGAUCCAAGUGCUGAUCUGGGAUCAGGUUAGCCUUUUAGAUCAUAAUGAAUAUUAGAGAGAGGACCAGAUCCUAGUGCUGAUCUGGGAUCAGGUUAGCCUUUUAGAUCAUAAUGAAUACUAGAGAGCGGACCAGAUCCUACUGCUGAUCUGGGAUCAGCACUCUGAGGCUCUUUAUGAGUACAGGCCCUGAUGUCCGUGUGUUAUCUAAUGAGAAGCCGUAGCCGUGAAAUGUAUUGCCAUAAGAGAUUAAAGACAACACCCCUCUGAUUGACACCCAGGGGCCCGUAUUCACAGAGCGUCUCAGAGUAGGAACGCUGAUCUAGGAUGUAAAAGACAAAACUGCUUUGUAAAUACGGGGCCUGAUCCGAGUUAGAUUCUUAAAGAUAUUUGAGCUGCGCUUGAUUUACUUAUUGAUGGAGUUGGCUCUUUUCUGAUUGGUCCAUUGGUUCCUGUUGAUUGACUGUUUUUGGAGUUGGCACUUUUCUGAUUGGUCCAUUGGUUCCUGUUGAUUGACUGUUUUUGGAGUUGGCUCUUUUCUGAUUGGUCCAUUGGUUCCUGUGCACCAGGCAAACUAAAUCAAGCGCAUCUCAAGUAUUUGACAAAUGUAAUGGACUCAUGUCUGGUUGUAUAGCUACGCUACUGAAGCAGAGCGUUCGGUGUAGUAAUGUAAACAUGAAGGUACCUCCGAGACGGUUUGCUCCGUUCCAGUAACUGUCAGACAGGAUCUCUAAAGACUACUUCCAAUGGAAGAAAUGGUUAACGUCCCCUUGACAGCAGCUCCGGCCCUAUAGAAGCCAUGUUAUGAUGUACUUAAUGACUUGGGUGUAAAACCGUGAUGGAGUUUCGUUGAAUUCUGAAUGUGAGAAACGUUGCCAGAACCUCACGAUGAGUCACUCUGUUUACAUGUGACUGUGCUGAUCAGUGUGGUGGUCGUUGCUGUGUUGACUUACAGCGACGAGGUUUAUUAUAUUUUCUGAACAUUUUUAUUAUUGUGUUUUUAAAUCUAUUUUCUCAGCCUUUCAUAGUGCCUCAUUAAACCCUAUUCCCACAUUGAUAUGUCUAUUGGUGAGCUGUUAAUUACCACACAACAGAUUCAUCCUCUUAUCUAUGCUAAUAACAGCUGAUUUCAGUCAGACAAAUAUGUGUUCUAUGUGGUCAAAGUGAAUAGAAACUGUGUGUAUAAAUAAUAAUAAAUACUCAUAAUUUCCCCCA